Messenger RNA from Puntigrus tetrazona (Sumatra barb), 2497 nucleotides. Its product is annotated as long-chain-fatty-acid--CoA ligase ACSBG2-like. NCBI's taxonomy places the organism in Eukaryota, Metazoa, Chordata, Actinopteri, Cypriniformes, Cyprinidae. Gene Ontology annotation, molecular function: long-chain fatty acid-CoA ligase activity. Gene Ontology annotation, cellular component: endoplasmic reticulum; membrane. The transcript has 9 exons. The record is from RefSeq and is a predicted model, not a curated record. The coding region runs from base 306 to 1706 and encodes 466 amino acids.
UGAGUCAAGUUCACAGAAAAAAACUGAUGCAGUUGGAUCCAACAAGAAUAAAAUGACAUUAAACCUCACCUCACAUAGUCAAUGAAAAGUCAGUAAAUAACCUUAAUGUAUUAUCACAAACAUUACACACAAAAAAAAUGUAUAUAUGUAUAUAUUAAAUGACUUAAUCUUCUUAUGAAAUACUAAUCAGUUUCCUUUCAUUGUCCUUACAGGUCAAAGAUCAGCUGCCACAUUUGAAGGCUAUUGUUCAGUACAAAGGUGAACUGGAGCAGAAAGUACCAAACGUUUAUACGUGGGCUGAAUUUAUGAAGCUAGGAGCGGACGUCCCUGAUUCUGAGCUGGAUGUGUUGAUAGACAGUCAAAAGGCCAACGAGUGCUGCACAUUAAUCUACACAUCAGGCACCACAGGAAAUCCCAAAGGGGUCAUGCUCAGCCACGAUAAUAUCACUUGGACAGCCGGUGUUGGAGGACGCAUGCUCAAUCUGAAGAUGGCUGAGGAACAACUUGUGAGCUACUUGCCCUUGAGUCACGUGGCAGCCCAGAUCAUAGACAUUUGGCUCUGCAUGAUGUUUGCAGGCGUAACCAGUUUCGCCGAGCCAGAUGCUCUGAAGGGCUCUCUGGCCAACACUCUGAGAGAGGUUCGUCCCACAAGCUUUUUGGGAGUUCCUCGAGUGUGGGAAAAAAUGCAGGAAGCAAUGAAAGCCGUUGGUGCGAAGUCGUCCAUCGCAAAGAGGAAAAUUGCAGACUGGGCCAAGGGGAUCGGACUUCAAGCUAGCUAUAAUGCCAUGAAUGGUGAUUCCUCAGUGCCGUGGGGCUUCACGUUGGCCAAUGCCCUGGUUUUCAAGAACGUCAGAAAAGCUCUGGGUCUUGACCGCUGUAAGGCUUGUUUCACAGGCGCAGCUCCGAUCACCAAAGACACACUGGAGUACUUCAUGAGCCUUUACAUACCUCUCUUUGAGUUGUACGGCAUGAGCGAGAGCACUGGACCUCAUACCAUCUCCUGGGCUGGGGGAUAUCGCAUUAUGAGUUGUGGUAAGGUGUUGUCUGGCUGCAAAACUAAGUUAGACAAGCCAGAAACUGAUGGGACCGGUGAGAUCUGUUUCUGGGGGAGACAUGUGUUUAUGGGAUACCUGAACAUGCCAGAAAAGACAGAGGAGGCAUUGGAUACAGAUGGGUGGCUUCACUCGGGAGACCUGGGCAAACAUGAUAAAGAUGACUUCCUGUUCAUCACUGGCAGAAUAAAAGAAUUGAUCAUUACUGCUGGUGGAGAAAAUAUUCCACCUGUCCCUAUUGAGGAUGCAUUAAAAGAAGAGGUGUCAAUCAUCAGCAAUGUCAUGCUGGUUGGAGAUAAAAAGAAGUUUCUGUCUAUGCUACUUACACUCAAGUGUAACGUUGAUGACAAUGGAGACCCCACAGAUGAACUGACCCCGUUAGCUGUGGAGUUUUGUCGGCGGCAUGGUGUAAUUGCCAGCAAAGUCUCAGAAAUCAUUAACAAAAAAGAACCAGCCAUUUACAAAGCCAUCCAGGAGGGCAUAGACUGCAUAAAUGCCAAAGCUACUUCCAAUGCCCAGAGAGUCCAAAAGUGGACCAUCCUUCAACGAGACUUCUCCAUAUCCGGUGGAGAACUUGGUCCAACCAUGAAGCUCAAAAGACCUGUCGUCAGUAAAAUGUACGAAGAAGAUAUAAACAAAUUUUAUGGUGAAUAACAGAAGAACUCCAAUAUUUGAUCAGUAAUCUAUUUCGCUCACUCCAGGGCUUCCAUUGGACCUCACUAUUAUAACACUUUACUUAUUAUUUUACACAAACUUUGCAUCAUUUUCUACCAAUAGAUUUAUUACCUUUGCUGCCAUUUUAUAUUAAGUGGUCUUAAAUACUAUAUAUACUUACAUCAAUAUAUAAGUCCAGUGUACUUAUUGUGUUCAUAUUGUAUUGCAAAACACUUCUGCUGCUAUUGAGAAGGUUAGAGACAGAGUGGUAGUAUGGGUAAGUUUAAGGGUGGGUUAAGGUAUAAGGGAAGGGUAAACAAGUGUAAUUAUCAGUGUAAUUAAAGAAACUAAUUACAGAUGUAAUUAAUGUACACAAUAAAUGCAUUGUACCAACUUAUUAAUUUAUUAAAUGUAAGCACAUAGUGGUUAAGGCCACCUAAUAUAAAACAUAUCUUUAUCUUUUACAAAGUGCCAAUUAAUCAGUUUUAUAUCUCUCUGUUUGCCAUUAUAUCUGGUUCUGUAUAUUCUGUACAAUAUAUGAAAAUGAAGUUUAUUGUAUGUAAGUGGUAUCACUGUGCAAUUACUGUGCAUAUUACUGUUAAGAAGUAAAUGUGUCUAAAUAUAAAUAGGCUUAGAUUGAGUGUGAUGCUGUCUGUACAGAUCAGUGCUGUUGCUUGCACACAGAGUAUUGUUGGUCCUUUAAACAGUUACAGCCGAACUGUUAAGAAGCAUGUGACAAUUGUUCGUUCUCUUGCUGUUGAAAUUUCACCCAGCACAUUGAAUAUUUAUAA